AUGGGGAAGAAGCAAGGUCUCUCUGAUAGUGUGUUCGUGGAAAUUUAUAGGAAGAUUGUCCUUGCUAUCAUCCUCCACGCACAUGAGGUCUGGGGUAAAGUGAUCGCGAGUAAAAGUGUUAGAGAUGAUAUUGACCUCGUCGGCUCGGGCUUCUUGAGGAAAGCUCUCAGAAGUUUGCAUGACCGUAACGAGACGCUGUAUUUCAAACUCCUCGUGGAUCAUGUCGCUGAGAUGAUGCCCAUUGUCUACACCCCUGUGGUUGGUAAGGCCUGCCAAAUGUUCGGUCAUAUCUUCCGUAAUGCUCGUGGUCUUUAUUUCAACCUCUCAGAGAAAGGCAACUUCAAGGAGAUGGUUUGGAACAGCAACGUCCGCGAUGCCGAUAUCAUCGUGGUUACUGAUGGUUCUCGUAUUCUGGGUCUUGGGGACCUUGGUACCAACGGUAUGGGCAUUCCCAUUGGUAAACUCUCGUUGUAUGUCGCAUGUGCUGGUAUCCACCCUGGCCGCACUGUGCCGGUUACCCUCGAUGUUGGCACCAACAACCCGGAUCUGCUCGAGGAUGACAUGUACCUUGGUGAGCGUCGUAAGAGAAUCGAUGGGGACGAGUACUAUGCUGUAGUUGAUGAGUUUGUUGAUGCCGUUCGUUCUCGUUGGCCCGGUGUCCUCAUCCAGUUCGAGGACUUCACUAACGAUCAUGCCUUCCCCCUCUUGAAACGGUACCAGGAGAACAUCCUGUGCUUCAACGAUGAUAUUCAGGGAACUGGCUCGGUUGCUCUGGCUGGCCUCGUCAGUGCGAUGAGGGUCAAGAGAGAGAAGCUCGAGAAUCAGAGGAUCGUCUUCCUCGGUGCUGGUGCUGCUGCUGUGGGAAUUGCUGAUUGUAUUGUUGCUGCUAUGGUUCACGAUGGUCUCACCCCUGAGGAUGCCAGAAAGCGUUUCUGGUUUGUUGAUUCCAAGGGUUUGGUCACAUGGAAGCGUGGUGGCAGCAUGCAAGAUCAUAAGGUUCCCUACUGUCAUGAUGACGAGGAACCAAUGGAAAGCCUUCUUGAAGUUGUCAAAGCCAUCAAGCCUACUGUAUUGCUCGGCCUUAGUGGUCAACCGGGCUCGUUCACUGAAGACAUUAUCAAGGCCAUGUAUGCGAACUGUCCCCAGCCUGUCAUCUUCGCUCUGUCAAACCCCACUCCCAAAGCCGAGGCCACACCCGAGCAGCUCUAUACGUGGACUGAGGGGAAUGCUUGGGUUUGCACUGGGUCUCCCUUUGGACCGGUCACGCACAAUGGUAAAGUGUAUCAGGCUGGCCAAGGGAACAACAUGUACAUCUUCCCCGGUGUCGGUCUGGCCGGUAUUGUUGGCAAGUUCAAGUGGAUUCCCGACUCUAUGUUCUACACUGCUGCUAAGACUCUCGCUGAGAGGGUCAAGGAAGAGGAUAUUGCUCGUGGCACUUUGUACCCCUGUCUCACUCGUAUUCGCGAACUCUCGCACGACAUUGCAGUGGCGUGUAUCAAGGAAGCUUUUGAUCUCGGCAUUGCUUGCAUUGAGCGUCCGGCCGAUCUUGGCAAGUUGGUGUGGGACCAUAUGUGGAAGCCCGAAUACGCCCAUACCGAGCUCGACCCGACGGUAUUCGCCUUCUCUGGUCAAGGCUCAGGUAGCUGUCAGAGUAGGAAUAGGCUGAAUGUUGGUACUACACAGAGCAAGGCUUUCUCCUUCACUGAUAUGGAGCGUAUUAACCCCAGUCAGUUCAUGUAG
Perkinsus marinus ATCC 50983 is the source of this 1740-nucleotide messenger RNA. Its product is annotated as malic enzyme, putative. The coding region runs from base 1 to 1740 and encodes 579 amino acids. The transcript has 7 exons. NCBI's taxonomy places the organism in Eukaryota, Perkinsozoa, Perkinsida, Perkinsidae. Gene Ontology annotation, molecular function: NAD binding; malate dehydrogenase (decarboxylating) (NAD+) activity. Gene Ontology annotation, cellular component: mitochondrion. The record is from RefSeq and is a predicted model, not a curated record. Gene Ontology annotation, biological process: pyruvate metabolic process; malate metabolic process.